Messenger RNA from Acanthaster planci (crown-of-thorns starfish), 2968 nucleotides. RefSeq names its product 28S rRNA (uridine-N(3))-methyltransferase-like. Gene Ontology annotation, cellular component: mitotic spindle; kinetochore; spindle pole centrosome. Gene Ontology annotation, biological process: maintenance of centrosome location; miRNA processing. Gene Ontology annotation, molecular function: miRNA binding. The record is from RefSeq and is a predicted model, not a curated record. NCBI's taxonomy places the organism in Eukaryota, Metazoa, Echinodermata, Asteroidea, Valvatida, Acanthasteridae.
CACACACACACACGUACACCUGGGAUGUCCCGUACAAGUUUAUUUUUUCGCUGCUGCAUGAACGAAAAUGGCUGAAACACUAUCCCCGAAGUCAAAGAAACGACAGACAGGGCCCAUGAAACGACCGGCUGAAACAUCGAAGCCAAAGGAAUGGAAAAAGUGGAGGGAUGACAACAAGGACAAGAAGAAGAAAUACAAAGAUGCUAAACUGCGGAGACAGUUUGAGAGACAGGAGGCAAAAACGACUGCUAGAGAAGCAGGGGAAGCCAGAGAAGCUCAUGUGAAAUCCAAAGGCCGCACUUGGACUGUAAGCGUUGCCCUGCCCGGAUCGAUCCUGGAAAAUGCACAGUCGCCGGAGCUGAGAACAUACCUUGCAGGCCAGAUUGCAAGAGCCAUGGUGGUGUUCUGCAUCGACGAGGUCAUCAUAUUUGACGAGUCUGGAAUGCCUUCGGAGACCACAGACGGAAACUUUGACGGCGUCGGCAAGAAGGGGAAUCCCAAUGUUCAGCUAGCCAGAAUCCUGCAGUUCCUGGAAUGUCCACAGUAUCUGAGGAAAAAUUUCUUCCCUAUGCACAAGGACUUGAAAUACGCAGGCCUGCUCAACCCUCUAGACUGCCCCCAUCACCUACGCGUCGAUGAGGCAUGUCCGUACAGAGAAGGCGUGGUGCUAGACCGGGCAGCAGGCCAGGGCAAGGGUUCAUUUGUCAAUGUGGGUCUUCUAAAGGAGGUGCGGGUAGACAGACAGCUGCAGCCAGGCCUGAGAGUAACAGUCCAGAUGGCCGACAGUGAUUACAUCAACUCAGAUAAGAAAACGCUGCGAGGUAUGGUGGUCUCGCCUGCGGCACCACGCGCAGAGGCUGGCCUGUAUUGGGGUUACUCUGUCAGACUUGCCUCAAGCCUGGGGAUGGUCUUUACACACAGUCCCUACAAAGGCGGAUAUGAUGUCACCCUGGGUACGUCCGAGAGAGGGACAGACGUGGACCAUGUAGAGCUGCCCAAAUUCAGGCAUUUGUUGAUCGUCUUUGGUGGGCUGAAAGGCCUGGAGUACAGCCUGGACGCUGACGAACAUCUAAAGAUAGCCGACCCCAAGCUGCUGUUUGACCACUAUGUCAACACCUGCCCCACCCAGGGCAGUCGAACAAUCAGGACAGAGGAGGCCAUUCUCAUCUCGUUAUCAUCCCUGAGGUCAAAAGUCAACCAGGCAGCAUCCCAAACUAACCAAAGUUGACAGCGUCAACUGCAAUGUUCGUCAAUAUUUAUUUUUAAACCUAAGAAAGAAUUUAGUGAGGUAUGUGCACAUUUGGCCCAGGACUAGGAGACAGCCUGGGAAAUUUUCUAACAUUUCAUAGAGACUUGGGAUUUUCCCCCAAAUUUGAAAUUUUGUAAAAAGUGCAGGUUUGACACCUUUUGUGUAAAAGUGCUGUUUACAAAGUGGAGGAUGCACCCUUCUUUGGGUUUCUUCAAAGAAGAAGAAACCACAUUUUUGCUGUCCCAUUCCUCCAGCGGCCUCCAGUUGGAGACUCCAUUGAAAGUCUGUAGCGCCAUCAUGUGGGUAAAUUGGUCUUUUGCUCAUGACAGUUUGUGUUGCUUUCGGGGCCAGAUUCAGUGUAUUCAUCAUAUGCACAAGGGAAUUCGAUUUCACAUUUUAGUACUUACAAGAUUGCAGAUGAAUGCACUGCUGGUUUGCUUAGAGCACUUCUUUAAAAAACCAUACUCACUCGAGUGAGCCUCAAGCCCUCAACUGCUUGCUGGUUAUGAUGAAAUUUUUUUUGUCUUCAGCAUUGGCUGAAAGUCAGAAAAAUAAUAAACACAUGGACAUCAAAAGACAUUGGUGCAGACAAUAUGACAGUGUUUUUGUAAGCUCAUCCGUGGAUUUCACCACCGGAUUGAGCAGAAAUGUUAGUUUUCUUACUGCAAGAAUCAGUCGUAGUCGUUUGGUGCAACAGGAAAUGAAAAACAAAGCCCCACCAGACAAAAGAUUCCCCCCCCCACCUGUCAUUGUGCUCUAUUGGGCCACAGGAAGUAGAUGAUGCAACCACCAUUGGUUGUCAUUCUUGGAGAGAGGAUGUUGAUCGCAUCCCGAGACUAUCAAUUUCAGAGCUGCUCUUCCUGUGGGUGAUUUGAAAGGAGUGGCUUGAAAUGAUGACAACUGCUGUUUCAUGUUCACAGAGAUGUUUUGUCUCGUCCCUCACACUGAACUGGCGAAAUUUUAUUCCCUUUGAAAAGAAAUUCCAAACAACAAACAUAGCCAAAUCAAUGAAAUACCCACUAGGGUGAGGUUUUCAUUAAUGGACUACAUUUCUGCUGCUGUGUUUUGGUCUCUAUAUACUGAACUGCUUUUUAUUGCUUGUGGCUCUUAGAAGCUCGUUGGUUGAGCAGUUGAGAUGUACAGUGCUUGAACCAGCUAGCUGGAGAUUGUGGGGAAAUUAAGUCACCCAGGCUUGUGCAAGUUUUUUCCCCCACGAGCUCUUAAAAAGCACUGACAGGUAUUCAGUGAUUCAACAGACGAGGUUCGGAUCCUUAUCUUAAACUAUGCAUCACUUUCUGCACUUGGCCCCAACGAAUGCCUGGUGCCAGAGUGUCAGUUUUUGUUCAAAAUGAAAGGAUACCAGUUUAUUUGGACAGUAGUAAUUAUUGUCUACCAACAGCAGGAGGCAAAAUGUAGUAGGCCUACGGACAUACAGAAUACCCUCAGAUUGGGGUUCCGUGAAAAGGUGUCUACACUUGCAGUUGUGCCCAUAAUACUCACGAAGUAGGCCUUUUCUUAGAUGAGUUAACAAUCUUUGUGAGUUGUUAUUUCCCUGAAAUUGCCAGUAGGAUAAAUCAAAGCUAGCUAUGAGUAUGUGAGUUUGUUUCCAAGAGUGCUCUUGUCAACCCUAACUGCUCAACUUCUGCAUUUCAAAAUUUUCAGGUGCAGAUGCACCCAACCUUAGUUGUCUUGCAUUCCAGUCGUUGAUGUUACUCGUAC